AGCUUUUUUAGACUCUCUUUCUCUCUCCAUUCUUUGCAAAGCAGUGUGUACUACUGCUGAGUGCUGCCAACCACCAUUAAUAAAACGACAAUAGUGUCUGUGAAAAAGCUCUGUAAUUGCUCUCACUCCUUAAAAGCAAAAGAGAAAAACGAAAAGCUGUUUUUACAAAUUUGUCAUUGUUUUGAAGUUUUGACAUAUUUACCAACUCCAUUUUCGUUAAAAGAUUUAUAAUAGGAGUAGGCUAGCUAGUAGUAUUACACUAUCAGUAUAGUGAUACAACCACACAGUACUCUAGUUAGUUAUCCUCGACAAUACCGAUCAUGAUGAUGCUGAUAAUGAGAAUCCUACUUUUCAUGACUGCUCUUGUUCUUCUUCAAAGGGAAGUAGCUGAAGCUUUGGCAGAGAAGCAAGAACAACAAGCUAAUCUCCCUCCAAGAGGUUGGAACUCUUAUGAUUCCUUUUCAUGGAUCAUCUCAGAGGAAGAGUUCUUGCAAAAUGCGGAAAUUGUUUCACAACGGCUACUUACUCACGGAUAUCAGUACGUUGUGGUGGAUUACCUUUGGUAUAGGAGGAAGGUACCUGGUGCCUACACUAAUUCACUGGGGUUUGAUGUAAUCGAUGAAUGGGGAAGGAUGAUUCCUGAUCCAGAAAGAUGGCCUUCUUCCAAAGGUGGUAAAGGAUUCAGUGAAGUUGCCAAGAAAGUUCAUGCUAUGGGUUUGAAGUUUGGAAUUCAUGUUAUGAGAGGAAUAAGUACACAGGCUGUAAAUGCAAACACCCUAAUCUUAGACACAAUCAAGGGAGGUGCCUAUGAGGAGUCUGGUAGAAAUUGGCGGGCGACAGAUAUUGGUCUGAAAGAGAGGACAUGCGCGUGGAUGUCACAGGGUUUUAUGAGUGUGGAUACUAAGCUUGGAGCUGGUAGAGCUUUCUUGAGGUCCCUCUAUCAGCAAUAUGCUGAAUGGGAUGUUGAUUUUGUGAAAAAUGACUGUGUUUUCGGCGAUGAUUUAAACUUAGAUGAGAUAAGGGUUGUUUCAGAGGUUCUAGAGGAGCUCAACCGUCCAAUCUUGUAUUCUCUCUCUCCUGGAACUAGUGUAACACCCACCAUGGCCAAGGAUGUAAGCAACCUUGUGAACAUGUACCGAAUCACAGGAGACGAUUGGGAUAAAUGGGAGGACGUGGCUGCCCAUUUUAACGUAACAAGAGACUUUUCUGCUGCUAAAAUGGUAGGAGCUCAGGGCUUGAAAGGGAAGUCAUGGCCUGACUUGGACAUGCUUCCACUGGGAUGGCUUACCGAUCCAGGUUCAAAUGAAGGUCCACACAGAAUCUCUGCUCUCACCCUUGAUGAGCAAAGAACACAGAUGACUUUGUGGUCUAUGGCCAAGUCUCCUCUCAUGUUUGGAGGAGAUCUGAGGAAGCUUGAUAAAACCACAUAUGAUCUCAUCACUGAACCCACCUUGCUCGAAAUAAAUUCGUUUAGCACAAUUAACGUGCAGUAUCCUUACAUCACUUCAAGUAACGAGCCAGACAUGGUCCUUACAAGGAAAUCUAGAAAUGUAAAGGAAGAGAGAACACUAGAUAACCAUGUUAUGGGUCUCACUAGCUGCAAGGAUGAUAAGACAAAUGGUUGGGUCAUCGAAUCUCUUGAUCAGGGGUUUGACCGUGUUUGCUGGAAGAAAAACACAGGAAGCAAGUAUAAACCACCAUUUUGCUUGUACAAGAGAAAACCAGUCUUGACAACCAAUGAAGAGAUGGUAUACGGACAACAGUAUAAAGGGGGAGCUCAUUUAUUAGCAACAGAUAAAGAGAACUUAUGCUUGGAAGCAUCUCCAAGUCGGAAGCUUACUUCUCAGGAGAUGCAUAGUAGUUCAUUUUCCCCUUGCAAAUGGAAUGCAAACCAGAUGUGGGAGUUAAGCGUUAACGGCUCCCUAGUAAACAGUUAUUCUGGUCUAUGUGCAACACUGAAGAAAGUAAAAGCGAACGUUGACUCCAAAGGAAUUCGCUCUUGGGUUGCUAAAGGAAGAAGAGGAGAAAUCUAUCUCUCUUUUUUCAACCUAACCCCGGAAAAGACAACCGUUUCUGCAAACAUAUCCAAACUGGCUGCGCUAUUUUUUCCUCAGAGGAAGUUUAGUAAAGCUUCAUGCAAGUACAGAGAAAUAUGGAGUAAAAAAGACUUCGGAAUAGCAAAAGAAGAAACAAUCUCAAUGAGCAUAAAUGAACAUGGUUGCGCACUAUUUGUCCUCAACUAUAACUGGUUGUAAUGACCGGAAAAAAAGAUUUUACUUACAGAUAUCUACUGCUAUGAAUGUUUUCUUUUUUCAAUAAAGUGAAGUUUCAUCCAUUCCAUUUCUUUUCAUACUGUACAAAUCUAUAUUUAUUAUGGGCUAGUGACUGAACCAUUUUGACU
Molecule: messenger RNA, 2401 nt
Organism: Papaver somniferum (opium poppy)
Lineage: Eukaryota; Viridiplantae; Streptophyta; Magnoliopsida; Ranunculales; Papaveraceae
Exons: 14
Coding region: 321-2255 (644 amino acids)
Biological process (GO): carbohydrate metabolic process
Molecular function (GO): hydrolase activity, hydrolyzing O-glycosyl compounds
Source: RefSeq, a predicted model, not a curated record